This is a messenger RNA of Colletotrichum karsti, 993 nucleotides long. RefSeq names its product amino acid transporter. The transcript is spliced from 5 exons. Bases 1 to 993 code for a protein of 330 amino acids. NCBI's taxonomy places the organism in Eukaryota, Fungi, Ascomycota, Sordariomycetes, Glomerellales, Glomerellaceae. Gene Ontology annotation, molecular function: oxidoreductase activity. The record is from RefSeq and is a predicted model, not a curated record.
AUGAACAAGUUCUUGGCCAAGGCAACCAUCCUCCUCGGUGCGUCUGAGGCGGUGCGAGCAGCCUGCACAAACCCAUCUGUCCGAAAGUCUUGGUCCGCCUUGUCUGACGACGAGAAGACGUCGUACAUCAGCUCCACGCUUUGCUUGAUGGACCCAGCUCAAGCUCCCGCCAAGACGGGGUACGCGGGCUCUACGACUGUCUGGGAAGAACUUCAAGCUGCCCAUGUGUCUCAAGCCCAGUUUAUCCACUCUGUCGGGGCUUUCCUGCCGUGGCACCGUUGGUACAUGACUGUACAAGAGACCUUCCUCCGAAACGAGUGUGGCUACAAUGGACCAAUGCCGUACUGGGACGAGCAAGCAGAACAGGCCGUAGGCCCGCUCGAGAACGCCAGCAUCCUCAACGGCAGCGCCACAGCCGGCUUCGGCUCCACCGCUCUUGACGCCAACGGCUGCGUCACCGACGGCCCUUACACCGACAUGAGGCUGACGCUCGAUACCGAGCUCAACCGCGUGGACCCCGUGUGUCUGAGCCGCGACUUCAAGCAGAACCAGUACGAACAGACGGCCCAGAAGAUCAUCGACGCCUGCAUGGCCUUGGACAACUACGUGGACUUCAACAACUGCCUGGGCGCCUCCCCUCACACCGGCGGACAUUACGCCAUCGGCGGUACCAUGGAUGACCCCUCGCUUUCUCCUGCCGACCCGCUGUUCUUCCUUCACCACACCAACCUGGACCGGAUCUGGUGGCAGUGGCAGGUCCAGAACGAGUCACGCUUGACCGACAUUGGCGGCAACAACGUCGCUGAGGGGUUCUUCUGGUCCAGCGUCCAGCCUUCCUCUCUCGGUGUUAAUGCUUUCCUGCCCUACUUCAACGACGACGGCAACACCACUACGCUUGACCACAACUUGUGGAUGGCCGGCAUUGCUGAGAAUAUCACUAUUGCUGAGGUCAUGGAUGUCAACAGCGAUGCCAUCUGUAUUGAAUACCAAUGA